GAGGUGUUUCAAGAUUGCAAAUAAUCUCUCGCAUCUUGCAAUGUCACACAACCUUUGCUUACUGAAAAGCAAAUAAUGGCCCGAGUUGGCCAAUGGCAGUCUAUUGUACAAUAGACUGAUCGUAUCUUGUGUAAAAAAGGAUUGCGGCGUGGCGAAUGAAGUGGUAGUUUUCGUUUAGUCAGGAACAGUCGGUAGACGUGCCUAGACUUCGACCCUACUAUUUAGAAAGCUCAGGGUCUCCCAUAGCUCCAACAAUUCACUUCUAUCGUGAAAAUAUCUUCGCUAUAAAUCGACUCCUUUCAUCAAUCAGUUUUCUACUCAAUCACUCUCAGCAACUCGAAUCAACAUAUCUCAAGUAAUAAUGGCAGGAAUCAAAGUCGGCGACAGUUUCCCAAGCGGGGUAGUCUUCAGCUACAUCCCAUACACUGCCGAAGCUGCUGGAAUCACAUCCUGUGGUAUUCCCAUCAAUUACGAUGCUAGCAAAGAAUGGGCAAAUAAGAAAGUCGUCCUCUUUUCCGUCCCAGGUGCCUUCACCCCAGGCUGCUCCGCGAAACAUCUCCCUGGCUAUAUCGAGAACCUGGCUGCAUUGAAGAGCAAGGGCGUUGAUGUCGUGGCUGUGAUUGCAUACAACGAUGCCUUCGUCAUGAGUGCGUGGGGAAAGGCCAACAACAUCAAGGGUGAUGAUAUCCUCUUCCUCUCAGAUGUCGGUACAGAAUUCUCCAAGAAGCUCGGCUGGACCAUGGGCGAGCGUACCGCACGAUAUGCCCUGAUCAUCGACAACGGCAAGAUCACAUAUGCGGAGAAGGAGCCUGGACGUGAGGUCAGCGUCAGCAGUGCAGAGGCUGUUCUUGCUAAGCUCUAGAGAAAAUUGGGAGAAAGGAUAUAGAGUAGACUGCGAUACUUUUGCUUUGAGCCAGUUCUUGAGAUCCCCGCUCCGUUAGCUAGAUUAGAUCAACGAUAGGAUGAUUUUACGACAUUUUGAGUUCUUACCUUGUGGGUUAGAGGCUGUAAAUUUCGUCUCGGGUCGAAAUUAUCUUUCGUACUGAGGCUUAGAGUGACUUGAAUGGUGUCUAUGGUGUCUGCAAGAACGCUCACGAGAAAUAGGUCUUGGUCUGGCG
Molecule: messenger RNA, 1118 nt
Organism: Mollisia scopiformis
Lineage: Eukaryota; Fungi; Ascomycota; Leotiomycetes; Helotiales; Mollisiaceae
Product: allergen Asp F3
Exons: 3
Coding region: 362-862 (166 amino acids)
Biological process (GO): cellular response to oxidative stress; cell redox homeostasis; hydrogen peroxide catabolic process
Cellular component (GO): peroxisome; mitochondrion; cytoplasm
Molecular function (GO): thioredoxin peroxidase activity
Source: RefSeq, a predicted model, not a curated record